GUUUUCCGGCAUCGUUCGUUGUGUACGGUUUUCCCGUGCGCGGUUAUAUUUCCACAUACAAAUACAUACACAACAAAUUUCACGUUUACGUAUAUGGUCGUUUUUAAGUUAAACGUCGGGUAGUUAUUGCGUCUGGCCAAUUAAUGACGGCGCAACAAGACGACGACGAGGAGGAACGUUCGCAGUCACCCCCGCCGACGACGGUAGUGGUGGCGUCCUCGUCGUCAUUACAGUCUAAUCAUACACCUGUCGUGGCGGCCAUAGAAGACGACGAUAACGAAGACAAUAACAUCACACCAUCGGGUCCAGCGACGACAGCAGCGGCUGUGGCAGCAGCUGUUAAGCUGCGCCCGGCCGAAUCGCUAAUGCUCAGUCCGUCGUUGUACUAUAAACGACUGUUGGCCGCCAAUGUGGCCGCUACGUUUGGUAAAGCGGUUAAAGCGCAUCACCAGCACGCCACUGUUCAUCAAUUGCAACAUCAUCAAACGUUACACCAACAGCCACAUCAAUUACACGGUCACCAUUCAACGGCUGAUACGGAUUCUGAUACAUCGGGUGACGUUGAUGACGAUGACGUCGAGGAUGACGAUAGUACCACUGGUCCUCCUCCGAUAGCUAAUAAAAUUAACCAUGAGAAGGCGGCUUUUUUGUGGCCGCCGUCGGAUCAACAAGCACAACAGCAGCAGCAGCAGCAGCAACAACAACAACAACAAAGUAAUCUGUCCGUAACUGGACAAACAGCCAUUUCUAGUCAUAACAACAACAACAAUAAUAGCUUAAUUAAUGGUAACAAGUGCGGCAGUGGUGCUGGAUCAGCUAUCCACACGCAACACCUACAACAGCAAGGUGGCGCGGGAUCAGGCAGUGCCGGCGGCACUGGACUGGUGCACUGGAUGUCAAUGAUGGCCGAACAUAUGAAUAAUGCGGCAGCUACACAUCACCAUCAUCACCAUCCACAUCACCACCAUCACCCAGGAGAUCCAGCCAACGCUAUGCAUUAUAUGUGGAACACGCCUGGAGUCGACAUGCAAUGUAGUGGUCAUGGCAAAGAUGUAGAGUACAGUUGGGCCAGACAGACAGCUAUGAAACAAGGCUACGAGGCUAAGAUGAACAACAACGAUCACAACCAACAAUUAACAAAAGGUAUGGAAGAUGGUUCUGGCAUGUACCAACAACACGGUGCUGGCACGCCUAGAUCUCACAGUACAGCGAGUACAGUAAGUAGCGUGUCUCCUAAUUCAGCGCCUCCUAUGCUAAUUGUACCACAUCCAAUUAAUGCUACUAAAAUCACCGACGCCCAUCACGUGGUAACCCAUCAGAAUGGUGGUGGCCGAAAGUAUACAUGUAAAAUGUGUCCAUCGGGUCGCGGUAGGAAGCGGGGCGUGAACAAAGGCAGAGACGGUCUCGGAUGGUCGAGCGUAGACCAUGGGAACCCUGAGAUUUUCUCUUCAAAGUCAGAACUCCAACUUCACUCGCAGUUGCACGUUAAAGACGUCAAACCUUACAAAUGUCACCAAUGCAACAAGACUUUCGCCAACAGUUCUUACUUGAGUCAGCACACCCGCAUCCAUCUGGGAAUUAAACCUUAUCGUUGUGACAUUUGCCAACGCCGUUUCACACAACUCAGUCACCUACAGCAGCAUAUACGCACCCAUACAGGAGACAAACCUUACAAAUGUCGACAUCCUGGAUGCACCAAGGCGUUUUCGCAAUUGUCUAACCUUCAAUCACACUCACGAUGUCACCAAACAGAUAAACCAUUUAAGUGCAACUCGUGCUAUAAGUGUUUCACAGACGAAACAGCGUUGCUCGAGCAUAUACCCAAACACAAAGAAUCUAAACAUCUCAAAACUCAUAUUUGUCAAUAUUGUGGAAAAUCGUAUACACAAGAAACAUACCUCUCUAAGCACAUGCAAAAACACGCUGAGCGCAUGGACAAAAGGCCACCUAUUAUUGGCAUACCCAGAGUGGCGCUAGAGAAUGGAGCAUAUUGGGGCAAAAUGUCACCUGAUACAGCCAAUAAUUUAGUUGAAGCUAUUAAUCAACAGCAGCAAGAAUGUCUUCAGCAGCAGAGCGGAGCCAAUGGCGAAUCGAUGCAAAACGGCGGUGGUCCCGGCUCAGCACCCGCAUCGGCUUCUGCUGACGAUCAGCCUUCUCGUCACCCUCACUUGCCACCAGCACCACCCGAAUAUCUUUCGGAAUCUUCAGUGCCCAAGACCAGUACGUCGGCGUUUACACCUAUCCAAUCGUUCGGUCUACCAGGACACCCUCCACCUCCAUCGCAUCAUCAACAACAUCACCAUCAACAACACAACCCGGGUCCUCCCAUGUAUUUGCCUUACAAUCAUUUACCAUUCCCGGGAGCCAAGCAGCUCGCUCACGGCCAUCAACUGUCACCUAUGGCAGGACCUAUGGACAUGAAGCCUCCUUCAGUGUCGAUGCCCAAUAGUUUUCCAAACCAACUGAUCUCGUUGCAUCACAUACGCAACUACUCACACCAACCGAGCCCAUCGUCUAUUAUGUCUGAACACCUGUUACAUGGUAUGAAGGAUAAAGUUCAGUGAACUUAAUUACCUCGUCCCACCUCACUAGCAGGUCGAGCAACGUUGCUGUGUGUGAUAAAUUCGUCAGUGAUAACAAAAAAAGAGACCAUACCUCUCACCCGUCGACUUAAAUUAUUUUAAAUUAAAUCGACAAAACUUUUUCUUCCAGAAAAUAUGUCAAUCGUUUUAUUAUUGUAUAAAAUGUGUUGUUGUUAUUAUUAUUAUUACUAUUAUUAUUAUUUUUGGUCGAUAUUUUCCACCGCACUCUCGUCGUCGUCACUCAUACGUGCUCGAUUUAAUGUUUUGUUUUGUAACCAUAAUAUAUAAAUUAAGUUUUGGUAUUAAGUUAUUGAUGAGUAUACAUGAUUUGAUCAUACCCAGCUUCAUAGCUGACCUAAUUUGUAAAUAUAAAAUGAAAAUUUCAAUAUUUUUUUUAAAGAUUGUCUGUACCAAGACUGAUGUGUACAUUAAAAAGAAUAACUAAUUGAAAUUGAAUUAACUAGAGAAAAACGCAUUUCAAUUAUUUCAAGUCAAAUUACAUUUUCUCUCUUAUUUGCUAUUAUAUUUAUAUAAAUAUAUACAAAUAUUUAUUUAUAUAUUUAUAAUUUCGAAAAUGUUCUGAGCACUCUAGAGGUCAGCUUUAUGGAUCUCAGUAAAAUUGUAAAUUAUAUUUGUUUUUUUUUGACUUGCUGAAUGAAUAAAAAAAAAUCGCCAAACAAUUAAAGAAUUUCUCAUGUGAUUGUUACCAUUUGUAAUAGUAUAGUCAACGAGUCACGAAAGUAAUUAACAAAUUCCUAACUUAAAACCUAAUUAUGUAGGAUUCAAAUUUUACUUUGAAAAGUUUGUACUUUUUCACUAAUUAGUUUAAAACGUUAAUUUUUUAACUAUUAUUGUAUAAUUUUUAAUUCGUUUAAUGCUCAAUUUGUAUUAAAUUUCGUUGUUCCGCUUUUAAACAAAUUAUUAUGUAAUUUUAUUUUUAUCGUUGUGAUGGUUCGGUACUUAAGGCUAAUAAUUUGUUUUUUUCUUUUUUGUUGAACUAUUUUAAUUUACAAGUUGUACAAAAUAACCGUACAGAAAAAAUAAAUUGUAUAUUUUCUAGUGAUAUAAAAGUUAUUAUUAACACAACUAUUAAGUUUG
Molecule: messenger RNA, 3680 nt
Organism: Daktulosphaira vitifoliae (grape phylloxera)
Lineage: Eukaryota; Metazoa; Arthropoda; Insecta; Hemiptera; Phylloxeridae
Product: zinc finger protein rotund-like
Exons: 7
Coding region: 144-2564 (806 amino acids)
Biological process (GO): negative regulation of transcription by RNA polymerase II
Cellular component (GO): nucleus
Molecular function (GO): DNA-binding transcription repressor activity, RNA polymerase II-specific; RNA polymerase II cis-regulatory region sequence-specific DNA binding
Source: RefSeq, a predicted model, not a curated record